Messenger RNA from Prunus avium (sweet cherry), 655 nucleotides. NCBI's taxonomy places the organism in Eukaryota, Viridiplantae, Streptophyta, Magnoliopsida, Rosales, Rosaceae. The record is from RefSeq and is a predicted model, not a curated record.
AUGGCUGGAAUAGAAGGACAAAACGAGAAUGAUGUGAGUGAUAGUAUGAGAAUAAUGUUAGCCAUUCAGGAUAUGGCCUCUGCUAUUCGUGAGACAAAUAACCACGAACCCCAUCAUGAAACUCAAGAUGAUCAAAUAAUGAGGAUCCAAGGAGAAUUUCGAAAGACACGGCCACCUGUGUUCAAGGGUGAUCCAAACCCUAUGGUAGCAGAGGAAUGGUUAAGACAAAUGAGGAGAAAGAUGAAUGAACAAAGAGUUCCUGAAAACCUGAAAGUAACCAUUGCUUCUACCUAUCUGGAAGGACAAGCUUAUCAUUGGUGGGAAUUUGUCUUGGCUAUGCCUGAUGUUGAGAUUGCAACUUGGGUUGCCUUUGAGAUGAUAUUUCUGGAAAAAUAUUUUCCUGAAACUAUGAAAACCAUGAAGGUACGCGAGUUCACUAAUCUUUAUCAAGGUGAUAUGACUGUGGGACAAUAUCAAGCUAAGUUUGAAGAACUGAUGCAUUUUGCUCCUUACAUAAUUCCUGAUGAGUCUGCAAAAGCGAAGAAAUUUGAAGAAGGGUUGAGACUAGAGGUCAAGGAGAAAGUGAAACUUUUUAAGUUAAAGAAAUAUGCUGAAGUUGUUGAUCGUGCCUUAAUGGCCGAACAAAGAAUACUUG